Ochlerotatus camptorhynchus is the source of this 3131-nucleotide messenger RNA. RefSeq lists its product as uncharacterized. The transcript is spliced from 3 exons. Bases 887 to 2965 code for a protein of 692 amino acids. Lineage: Eukaryota; Metazoa; Arthropoda; Insecta; Diptera; Culicidae. The record is from RefSeq and is a predicted model, not a curated record.
CCGGUUGGUUAGUUGGAGCCUGGAGAUCGUCGCGAAAAGACGUGUUCCUCGUUGCGAGAUGAAACAGAGCUUUAGAAUACUUUGAAUACCAGCAGCAAGCAGGCAAGGGGGUAUUAUAGUUCAGUGAUAAGUGAUGUAUGGGGAUAUAAGUGGCAAAGGAUCUGGCGUGGAUCUCUUUGAAGAGGAGAAAAGUUUGCUAGCCAUAAUUACUCAAAGUUGUUCGAGGCUUUCAUUGCUAAUGGAGACUGGGGAUAUAAAUAGCAGUGUAAUGUGAGAAAUAUCAAGGACUUGGCCAGCAUCCAUCCAGUACCAGCAGGAUAAGCAGUAGAAGCGGAAGGCGGAAUUACAUCUCCAGGGUGCAGUAGCAGUAUUGAGAGCGAGCUUUUUUCUGCGUUAGUUCGGUAAUGAAAAGUUGUACCCUGAAGGAAUGUUAAUAUUUUUUUAGAAUAAGUUGGGUUGGUACGGAAACGGGUAAAAAACUACACCAAUAAAGCGAGAGAAAAAGAGAAAAAAUGGAAAAAAUCCAAAUUGUGCGGUGAAGCUUAAAAGUACAAGGAUAACAACUUGCCAGACGACUCUUGGGAGGCGAUGAAUGCUGGGAAAAUAUUGCAAAUAGGGAAAUCCUCCGCCGGGGACGUGAUCGUAUUGAAUUUAAAUUAAGUGUGUGUGCAUUCUCUUCUGGCGUCGUAUUUACGUUAUCCUUGCUGAUUCCGGAGUUGGCUAGCAGCGGGAAGAAGGAGAAGAGAGUGUGCUGGUUGACUGUUUUCCCACCACCACCACGAGACGUUUGGUGGGGCAAACGGACGGAGAGGUGUUGUUCAAAGCAGGACCAAGGACUUAUCCUCGGUGGAUACGCCUGGUAAACUCUCGCAGGCAGCAGACACACAUGACGAAAGCAAGAAUCAUGCCAAAAGGAGUCGACUAUCGAACGCUGAUAGCACGUGGCAGCCCAUCGAGAAGUAGCGUCCACAACUUCAAGAUACCAUCCCGGAAGGCACGGUUCAAACUUGCACUGAUCCUGGUCAGCAUCCUCCUGGUGUUUCUGUACAGCAUCAGCCUGCCGACGUGGCUGUACAGUGGAGGCACAGGGAACCCGUACUGGGAGGAAGCCUUCGUCACCAAGGAUGAUGAACAGCACUUCAACUACAAUAGUUCCUACUUUGUCAACACGGCAGGCUGCAAGAUGCCCAGCCUGCCAAUCGUGGACGAACACGUUCAAAAGUUUCUCCAUAAGGUGGAACCUCUGAACUGCACUCCGGCCGUGAUCCAGAGCGACAGCAGUUCGAUCUGGUUUCAGUUGACCGAGGAGGACAUCGAAAAGCAUUACGAGUUGAGCAACGCUAGCUUGAUUCAGUGCUGCUAUCGUCCAUUUGAGCGCAAGUCCAAUAGCAAUGUGAGAAUCGUUGGGCAAGAGAUUUGUUUCGAGUACGGCGAGAGGCUAGAAAUAAAUAACGAAUUCAUUGCAGUCAUCUGCACUCAUCCGGAAAUGAAGCAGUUGGUAUUCUAUAGGGAUUAUUUUGCGUUCGUUCCACUGAAGCCAGCUGUCGAAGAGCGUUGUGAAAAGACGAGGAACGAUCUGAAGGCACGGUUAGGCGGAGAUGAUGAAAAGCUUAGCAUGAUGAUCUUGGGGAUCGAUAGCGUAUCCAGGUUAAACUUUCAUCGACAGAUGAAGCAAACUGCCGAAAUGGUGAUUGAUCGAUUGAAAGGCGUUGAAAUGUUCGGCUACAACAAAGUUGGCGACAAUACGUAUCCGAAUCUGGUCCCGGCGCUAACCGGUCUCGACGUAGAGGAUCUGGCAGCCGCAUGUCUUCCAUAUUCCAACAGUACUUUCGAUUUAUGUCCUUUCAUUUGGCGAAAAUUCGGUGACUUAGGUUACCGAACGUUCUAUGCCGAGGAUAGUAGUACGAUGGAAACUUUCAACUACCUUAAGAAAGGAUUCCGUGAUCAACCAACGGAUUACUACCUGCGGAGCUUUUUCCGUCAAGCAGAUUCUUCCAUUGGUUACAAUAAGAAAGUAAACGCCAAGCUCUGCUUAGGUGGUCGCAACCCCACGCAGAUAUUGGUUGAAUACGCCAGAAAGGUCGUUUCUUCUAUGAAGAAUCGACUAAGUUUUUCUCUUCUCUGGGCAUGUACGAUGACCCACGAUCUAUUGAACUACCCUUCGCUGGUGGACGAAGACUACAGAGGCCUGCUAGAGCAUAUGGAACGGGAAGGCUUCCUGGACAAGUCAGCCAUUAUUCUACUCAGUGAUCAUGGAAUACGGUGGGGCAGCUAUCGAAACACAUAUCAAGGCAUGAUGGAGGAACGGCAACCUUUUCUAUACAUUCUUCUCCCAAAAUGGUUCCCACAUCGAUACCCGUCAGCUUACCGCAAUCUGCGGAAGAAUCGACAACAGUUGACAACCCACUUCGAUCUUUACGAAACCCUCAAAGACCUUGCAAACCUACCCCUAGUAUCGGAAUCGGCCAUCAAACUUAGAUCGCUAGAACUACUUGAAGCGAAACCGGUGCCACGUGGAAUAAGUCUAUUUCUGCCAAUCUCACCGACAAGAACCUGCGAAGAUGCUGGUAUUGCUCCGCACUGGUGCACGUGUCACGAUCACAAACCGGUCGCAACCAACGACUAUCGGGUGAUCGCCGUUGCACGCUACACCGUAGAAAGCUUGAAUCAAAUGCUCAAAAAGUAUCCCCAGUGUGGGGCGCUUCAUCUGUACUCGAUCGAGGAUGCAAGUCUUGGGAUAUUGACAGAGGAGAUCACAUCCAAGAAACCGAUCAACCAAUUCAGCGACAUUAGCGUUCGAUUUCUGACGAAGCCGGGUGAAGCGGAGUUUGAAGCCACGGUUCGGAUCGAUUCGUUCAACAGGAGUUCAUUGACUGGCAGCGUUAGCCGGACGAACCUCUACGGAAAGCAGAGUUACUGCGUGGAUGAUUACCGAAUGAAGCUGUAUUGUUUUUGUACACGGUAGACGAAAUAGUGACAAUAGAUGAAACACUUAGCUAGUUAUAAGAAGGACCAACCGAAAAGUAAAUGAAGCAAUUUAUUUUGAUUGGAAGUUGGCAGGUGAUUGUUUGUUUUCCGAUGUACACAGUUUCGUCAAUUGAGUUCUGAUGAGAGAAAAGGAAUGUAGGUCA